Molecule: messenger RNA, 4024 nt
Organism: Ceutorhynchus assimilis (cabbage seed weevil)
Lineage: Eukaryota; Metazoa; Arthropoda; Insecta; Coleoptera; Curculionidae
Source: the annotation of a GenBank genome assembly
UUUGUAGUAUAAGUAAUUAAAAAAUAUUUAUAUUUUUAAUUUUUUAGUUAUGUUAAAGAGACGUUACCUUGCAAGCAAUUUUGGUAUACCGUAAUUUUGUAUUUUAAAAAUGCAUUUUUCAAUACCAGACACGCAAGAAUUGAAAGAAGCCAAUGGAUCUACAUUUAUUGGAUACAACAUUCAUAUUAAUGGUGCUUUCCAUUGUACUCUUCGAUAUAAGCAAAUGCACAACUUAAAUGAGCAAUUAAAAAAGGAAUUUGCUAAUGAUUAUCUUCCACCUUUUCCACCCAAAAAGUUACUCCCCCUUACAUCUGGACAAUUAGAAGAAAGGCGGAUUUUAUUAGAAAAAUACAUUCAAACAGUUGGCCAAGAUUCCAAAUUUGUGUCUUCCGAACUACUAUGUGGAUUUUUCUUAUCCGCACAGCAGGAGAGUUCACGAAAACGUGAAACAUAUGUAAAUUUAAAAAUUUAUACGUUUAAUUAUUACCCAGUUAAAACUAGAAUUAGAAUUACGACAUCAUCAUUUGAUAGCACUGAAAAAGUAUUGAUAAAAACAUUGAAACAGAUCAAUUUACCAAUAGAAUAUAACCAGUAUUUUUCACUUUACCUCAUAAAAAUAGAAAAUUCAAGUGAUAUUGUAGUUGUGAGGAAAUUAUUUGAUUUUGAGUCCCCAUAUUUGACACAACAAGUUUUAAGGAGUCCUACUAAAAUAGUCAUAAGGAAGAGUUAUUGGGACACAAUUUAUGACAAUGAAAUUAUGAAAGAUCCUGUAGCUCUGAAUUUGCUGUACAAACAAAUAUUAUCAGAAAUUGAGAGAGGAAGCAUACACACAACGCCUCCUAUUAAAGUACAACUAGAAAAACUUAAAUUAAGAUUAGCAAAGAAAGAAUACAUUUUGUUUGCUCAAAAACAAAAAGACUACGGCUUCAUGCAAUUUGCUCAAUGCUACAGUGAUUUUCCGAAGCCACAGACUAAAGUAUCAGUUGCAAUAGGUGACAAGGAAUUGCGCAUCCGUCUUCUAGACCAAUUUCUGUAUGCAGAGGAUGCUUUUAAAGUUACUAGAAUGAGGUGCUGGAGAAUAACUACAACAAAUAAUAAAAGUCCAAUACAUUUAGAAAAUGGACAUUCAACUCAGGUUCCAUCAAAUUUAGAAUUAUCAUUCGAAUACCUCAAGUCUAAAGACAAAUUAGAAUGGAUUACCAUUAACAGCGAUCAAGCAAUAUUGAUGUCCGUUUGUCUUCGAUCUUUAGUUGAAGAACUACUUAUGAAAAAGAAUGGAUUCAAGAAACCGAACAGUUUCAAGUCGAGUAGAAAAUGGACAUAUAUGAAAAGAGAUGGAACUUGCCAGUGUAUUACCAUUAAUAACGAUUUAAAUAAUUCUGAUGAUCAAGGAAGUCAAAGUGACCACAGCUACGCAGCACAAGAACCAUUUUCAAUGAAAACUCUGCAAGAAAAUUUUUCGAGUGUUUUGUUUAAAAAUGGUAGAGAAUUUAUUGAGAACCAUGCCUUUGAAGGAAUAGGUGACGAAGAUUUAUAGUUUUAGUUAUAUACUUGGGGUGCAUAUUCUAAUAAAAAAAUACAGUCCAGCCAGCGGGAUUUUGAUUGGUCAUUCAGAGGACAAUCAAAAUUGCGAUGAUAUGUACCUACUCUAUAAUUUCCGUUGGAACAUUCCCAUUCUACCGGGUCAUCAAAAAAAAAAAGAUAAAUCGAAGAUGACUAUGACUUUUUGAACUAUUCACUAUUAUGCUUUUUUCUUCUAUCAAAAAGGCAUGUUCUUUAAGCAAAAAUCUUCUGAUCAAUAAAGAAACAAUAAUGCUGUAAGUUUCUGUAAUCAAAGCACUCUUUGAUUUAGUUUUUUUUAUGAAGGCCUGGUAUUCUGAUAAACAAAUUUUUACAUGCUCAGUAUAUUAAUAAUAAUUAAUCUAGUUAUUUACUUAUUAAUGAAUAUUCUUGCCAAAAUAAUAUUAUAUUGUCAGUUAACUUUACUAUAUUUACCUAUGUAUUUGUUUGUAUGUAUGUUUGUUUAAACUUUAUUUUUUGUUGUCUGUUAAAUUUAAUGUUUACCUAUGCCAUCUUACUUUACCUUAAUUUUAAGGAUGUGUCCUCGCUACUCAAAACGGCACCUAUUUAUUGCUGUAAGGGGAGCACUCUCAGCAACUGAUACCUAAAAAACUUAAAUAUUUUAUCCAUUUAAGCAGACUAAACGUGAUAUCUUAUAAGGUAACUUCAUUGAGAAAUUUACGAGUACAAAAAUGAAGUAAACCACAAAUAUUGGUUUUGCUGAGCUAAUACCAAUAAAGUCAGUUGAAAUUGGCAAUAUUGAAUUCAAGUAAGCACCUAUUACUUUAUGAAUGUGUGCUGUAUCGAAGAAGCAAUAUUCGAUAAUAAAAUUCCUCUAGUUAAAUUCGGAUAGCGAUGUCGUCUAUAAAUAGCGCAUAGAGGUCAGUUUAAAUACAAAAUUUUUUGUGUAUGUUUCGAUAAGGAAUAAGUCAAUUUUUUCAAUAAAAGUUGUUAAGCUGGAUUCAGAGCUGCUGUAACGUAAGACUUGCCAGAAUUUGUAAAGUGAGUUUUAGUGGACCCGGAAUCCGUGAUAGCAUAAAUUACCUUGAAAGACUAUAUUUUAAAGAAAAGAUUUCAAUUUAGUCUUGUUUCCUUAUUUUUUACUUACAUCCCGAAUAACAUAGUCACCAGUAAUUUUUUUUAACUUUUUUUUGCCAAAAGUACUGCUGUGAUUUGAAACAUGAAAUGCAAUAUCUGUGUUCACUAUUAAAAAAAAUCACAGUUAAUUCAUGUUUUUUAACAAUCACAAAGUUAACUGAACUGAGAACGGGGAAAACAAUAAGGUGAAACCUCCCGCUUUUUUAAAAUUUUCUAUUGGGCUUGGCUCGAAAAAACAUGCUGGACAGUAUAAUUUUUAAUUAGCUAACUACUUUUAUAAAGUACCUUGCUGCACGCGUUAUUCUGCAAGGCAGUAGCAGCCUGAUUGAAUACCGCUUUUGACAUCGGAGGCUCGUCCUAAUAUUAAGGUCCCUUACUAGUUUAAUUCUUGACUGCAUAUGACCUCAAAAAUCAAAAAAGUAUUUUCUGUUUUGAAAAAUUUCAAUUAGCAGUAUUGGCGCUUUAAUUUAUGAGAAAUAUGCAGUAAAGUUUACUUUAGUUUAAAGAAUUCAUGGGAGGCAGCCCAUGAUACGAGGCAGCAAAUCUCACAAAUGUCUUUCACAUUUCUUUUAUAUAUAUAUAUUUAAUAUUAGGUACUCAUUUAAUUUCCAAUGAUUUGUAUAUUAUCUUAAGUACAUGACAAAAUCCAUCAAAAGUAAUCCAUCCAUUCCAGAAUAUGUAUGUAUUUUUUAAUAUUUUAUGGUAUUAAGGUGAUGUAAAUUAAUCAGGAAAUUAUAUCUGGAUGUUCUUAAUUUAUUAUAUUGAUUCUUAAAGCAGGUAAAGCGCUGUCCUAAGGAUAACAGGAGUAGCAGGAGUAGGAACGCGCGAUUCUGCAAUGAAACUAAAAGUGAAGCCAGUUUUUAGCAGAUGUUUGUAAACCAAAUGCCAGGUAAAGCAUUGAAUUAGCUAUACCGCCAUUAUUUUGGAUCUCAAAAUACCUGGAAAAAACGGAUUCAUUUUCCAACUUCAUGUUCCUACUCCUCCCACCUAGGAAAUUACCUGCUCUUAGUAUUGAUGAAAUAAACUGCUCAAUUUUUAUUUAAAAAACAAGGCUACAAUAUAAAAGCAGUAUAUUAAUUUGGUUCGGAUUUAUUUUCAGACAAACUAUAGAAAGUUAGUCAUGAAUUUUAUUUUGUGACUUUCAUAUUUUUAUAAUAUUUAUCUAUAUUAUGUACAAUGUAUUCCGUCAUUCCAAUGUUGUAUAACAUUCCCUUGAAACUUUGCUCUUGCCAAGUGGAUCAUUUAGUUUUUUUGUAUUUUUAUAAUAAUAAGAUUUUUCUACUACAGGUAUUCAUAUAGUACCUAGUGUAUUUUGGCAAAUUAUGUAAUAUAUGUAUAUUUUUAAUUUUAAUAAUGAGAUUUUUAU